ACUACAGACACACCCCUUGAGGAGAGAUGUUGUCCAAACUCUGCCCCUGUUUCCCCUGCAGACGCCGCAGAGCAGAAGAGCAUUCCUCAGAGCGUGGAGACCAUCUUCUCUCCAAGACAACGAUGCGGAACAAGACAGACGGCGUCAAGCAGAACUGUUUCCUGUCCAUGUUUAGUUUCUGCUGGACCCCCAAAGCCCCCGCCGCGACCGAUGGACCCCCCCCCACCGAGCAGGAGGAGCCCCCAAAGGAGAUCCCGACGUACGAGCAGAUCCUCCAGGCGAAGCUCUACUGCGAGGCCGGCCGGCUGCUGAUAGAGAGAGAGGAGCGUCUGUUCGGGGAGAUUCAGGACCCAGAGGCGGCGACGGGUCACCAGGAGGAGGUCACGGAGCUGGAGGUCUGCCGCAGGGAGCUGCUGGUCCUGGUGCUGGAGACCCUCAGGUUGUCCCUGAAACCGGUGGAGGUGGGUGGCGCCGCGGCCCUGGUGUCCGCCGUGAAGGCCGUGGAGCAGGAGGAGGCCCAGGACCGGCUGUGGGGUCAGAGGGGUCGGACGCCUCCGGCGUGGAGGCCCUGUGGCUGGAAGGAGCUCCACGACUCCACGCUGCGUGAUCUGGUGGAGGAACGCAUGGACAGCCCCUCCACGGUCCCCCCCACCAACCAGGUGGGACAGUCCUCCGUCCAGGCGGACGUCUGCGCCAUGGGCCGGCAGCUGAAGGAGGACCUGCUGCAGGUGGCGAGUGUGGUGAGGAGCUGCUACCCACCUGAGCACAACAUCGGUCACCUGUACGUCAAGGCGUACCACCGCACCUUCAGCGCCAGGCUCAGGAUGAUCGCAGACUUCGGUCUGGAGGACAAGGACUGUACCUUCCUCCUGCUCUGGGUCAACGAGAAUUAUCCCCAAGAACUUCAGAAGACGGAGCUGGCAGGUGAGAUGGAUGUGGCAGCGUUGGGAAAGCUGCUGCCCGAAGAGCUGUUGAAACCUCUGGAGGAUCAAUUCCUGAGCGGGCAACAGGAGGAGCUGACCACGUUCGUAGGCCGCAUCCUCGAGGAUGCGAAGGACAAGUGGAAUAAAGGAGAAGAGCCAUCGAGGGAGGACGGGUUCUUCGUCAGUCCCGUUUCCUACGACAUCAUCCAGCUCAUCAACGAUAAGGUGACCUCAGCUGAGAAGGUUGUGGGAGAUCUGCAGAAGGCUCGGACCAUAACGCGCCAACUCAACGAUUUAAUGCAGCGGUUCAAGAUUUUUCAAAAUGACGUCAUAAAGCAAAACAAAACGAGCAGCCGGCCGGUCGUGAAGGCCCACCUCGGCUGUAUCCAGCAGUUCAGAGACUUCCUCAAUAUGAAGAGACACCUGUUCACAGAGGAAGUGUGGGACGACUGUUUGCAUGUUCUGACCGACAUGAAACUAUCUGCCCAAGAGUAUUUAUUAAAACCUGUGCACGAGGUCCUUAAGCCAGAGUACCGCAAACUGGGAACCAGAGACUGGCUGAAUAAGAACCUGUUCAUAAGUCUGCUGCACGGCCUUGAGGAAGAGCUUCAGGGUCUUCAGGGCUCCAUCGGAUCCUGUCACCAGGAGCUGUUGAGAAAGCUGCACCAGGAGGUGACGGUAGAAUACGUGAGGAGGCUACUGAAAGGAGCCAAGCUAAAGGACGAGGGACAGCAGGUGAAGGCCUGCAACACCGUGAGGGACAACGCGGAGAGUCUGCACGAAUUAUUCGUUAAAAUGGGGUCCGAAGACGUUUGGCUGAAGGACAUCCUGACCAAGAUAGCAGAAGUCCUGAGACUCCAAGACCUCCCCGCCAUCCAGAUGCAAGUAGCCUCACUGGGAACAGAUUACCCCGACCUCAGUAAGAAUCAUGUGUUGGCUCUUCUCAAGCUGAAGACCAACCUCUCCAACGCCGACCGGAGGAGCGUCACCGACGUCCUGUCGGACAUCGGCGGCUCUGGAGGCCGAGAGGCCGCGCCGACCUUCUUCUCUGAGGUCCGGGUCUAAUGAGCCGUGAGAUGUUUGAGUGAUUAAACGUGGUCGGCCGUGUUGUGUGAGAGUGUUUGAGUUACAACAUGAGCUCUGUUACAAAGGCCCAAUGGUGUCUGCACGCUGCCUGCAUGGAAGAAUAAGCUGCUUUACUCGAGGCAAACAAUGUGCUUUUUACUACAAUGACUAUGUGUUUGUGUGUGUGAUUGUUCCAUAGUGUAUUUUUUUACAGUGUUAUUUUCAGGUUGUGUAUUUAUUUUCAAAUAUAUGUGAAAUAAAGGGAGAGGUCAAUUUUUCAGGAUUCAAGUUUUACAUUUUUUGUUUCACUGCUCCUGACGUGGCGAAUGCUCUUCGAGAAAAUUUAUAAACACAUUUUGGUAAAACUUGUGUUUGAUUUAAAGGUGGUUUUCUCAAGCGGUACAUUUUUACUUGUGUUGUAAAAUAUUCACCAGCAACAGAACGCUCUUUUUGGUUUGUAACACACAGAUUUCUAGCGUUGGUUUUAGUGCAACAUUCACCAGCAGGCAGGCAGGUAGGUAGGUGUCCCCCCCAAUAUUAAGAAUGCACCAAUCUGUCCCCCCCCCAAUAUACAGCAGAAAAUAUGUCAAAUAUAUGUUCUCCUUUUAUGAACCCUGUCAAUGGAUCGGCCUUUUGGCUCGUUGCGUCUCUCGCGACUCCGCAGCGUGACUCUCGCACACCGCUGCCGAGCAUCUUUCUCUCCAACGUGCGCUCACAGUGCAACAAACUGGACGAACUUCGGCUGCCGGUGAGAAGAGACUGAGACUUUUCCACAUCUUCCGGUUUGUGCUUCACGGAGACCUGACUCUGUGGAUUGAUACCGGACUCCGCGCUCCAGCCGGCCGGCGACACGAAGCGACACGAAGCUCUCCGGCAAGACGAAGGGUGGAGGAAUCUGCUUCUACUCCAACAGCAGCUGGUGCAACGACGUAACAGCCAAUCCUUCAUCGUCA
Molecule: messenger RNA, 2941 nt
Organism: Pungitius pungitius (ninespine stickleback)
Lineage: Eukaryota; Metazoa; Chordata; Actinopteri; Perciformes; Gasterosteidae
Product: tumor necrosis factor alpha-induced protein 2-like
Exons: 12
Coding region: 27-1988 (653 amino acids)
Biological process (GO): exocyst localization; exocytosis
Cellular component (GO): exocyst
Molecular function (GO): SNARE binding
Source: RefSeq, a predicted model, not a curated record